Emiliania huxleyi CCMP1516 is the source of this 892-nucleotide messenger RNA. RefSeq lists its product as hypothetical. The record is from RefSeq and is a predicted model, not a curated record. Gene Ontology annotation, biological process: proteasomal protein catabolic process. Gene Ontology annotation, cellular component: proteasome core complex. The coding region runs from base 94 to 678 and encodes 194 amino acids. Lineage: Eukaryota; Haptophyta; Isochrysidales; Noelaerhabdaceae. The transcript has 4 exons.
GCCGCGCUCGGGUCGACAGGCGUCGCGCGCGCGAAUUCCCAGGCGUAUGCGAUUCCGAUCGCGACCUCCCAUCCCCCGCCCUCCCGCGCAGGCAUGGACUUCCUGAUUGGCUUCACCGGCAAGGAUUAUGCCAUCAUCGCCGCCGACGCCAACGCGGCGCGCUCCAUCAUGGUUUACUCGCAGCAGCUGGACAAAAUCCGCGAGCUCGACUCGCACAAGCUGCUCGCUGUUGGCGGCGACGCGGCCGACUGCAUCCAGGAGCCCGAGUAUAUUCAGAAAAACAUGACGCUCUACGCGAUGCGCAACGGCGUCCAACUCACGACUCACGCCGCCGCCAACUACAUCCGCGGCGAGAAGUCGUACAACCUGCGGCGCGCCAUGUCGCAGGUCGACAUGCUGCUGGUCGGGUACGACGAGGGCGUGGGCCCCUCGCUCUACUUCCUCGACUACCUCGCCUCCAUGCAGAAGCUCGACUAUGCCUCGCACGGCUACGGAGGCUUCUUUUGCAACAGCCUGCUCGACACGCACUGGCGCGCCGACCUCACCGAGGAGCAAGGGCUCGAGCUGCUCGAGCGCUGCUUCAAGGAGGUGCAGACCCGCUUCAUGAUCUCAAUGCCGAACUUCACCAUCAAGGUGGUCGACAAAAACGGCGUGCGCACCGUCGAGCGGAAGAGCUGAGUACCCGGGAAGAAGAGCGCCUUUGCUAUCGCUCGCGAGGUCAAGAGGUCAAACUGGGGCGUCGUCGAGAGAGACCGAGGCGGACGCCAACCCGCGGCCGCGCAACCCAACUCCGGGCGCCUGUUUCGACUCUGAAGGUCUUGCCGCGCGGCACUUUUGUCCUCACGGUGUGCUCGGUCGCGCCCCCCUUGCCACCCCCUUGAGUUUUCUGUAC